Stegostoma tigrinum is the source of this 5813-nucleotide messenger RNA. It is a transcript of the gene spef2, whose product is annotated as sperm flagellar 2. The coding region runs from base 163 to 5748 and encodes 1861 amino acids. Gene Ontology annotation, biological process: sperm axoneme assembly. The record is from RefSeq and is a predicted model, not a curated record. Gene Ontology annotation, cellular component: sperm midpiece; manchette. The transcript is spliced from 38 exons. NCBI's taxonomy places the organism in Eukaryota, Metazoa, Chordata, Chondrichthyes, Orectolobiformes, Stegostomatidae.
AGCACGUUUGCAAGGGAAUUUUCUACAGGCUAUCUGAUUGGAGAGAUUCUUAAUCGCCACAAGCUCCAGGAUGACUUUCACCAGUUCUCCAAGGGAAGGAACACAAUUUCUCAGAUCAAUAAUUUCCAGCGUCUGUUACCGACUCUACAGCUCUUGGGGGUGAUGAUCAGUGACAAAGUGGUGAUGGGACUGGUUCAGCAGGAGCCUGGAGUUGCCACACGUCUUCUGUACCAGAUCUACAUUGCACUGCGCCGGAAAGAGAAGGCUCAGCUGUCCAAGCUUGCCAUGGAGACCAUGAGACCAUCUGCAACAGCCAAGCUGGCCAGCAUCAGCAGCAAGAUGUACAAUGAGCGUCUGAAGUCGAUGAUUCCACAUGAAGUUGAUGUGAUCCUGCGCAAUGUCUCAAACCAAUUUGUAGCUGUGGGCAAGGAGAUGAAAGAGGAGGUGAACCAGAAACAUGAGGAAGAGCUACAUAAAAAACAAAAUAUCCUGGAACAGCAGAGAACUGAAAACCAGGAAUCGCUCCGAGAAGCCAAACAGAAAAAUGAGGAGCUGAUGGCUAAGAUCCAGGCAUCUCUGAUCCAUGUCUCCAAACCAAUGCCUCAAAAAAUGGCUAAAAUGUUAGAAAAGCGCAAAGAGGAGUUAAGGAAGAAGGAAGCUGAGAUGUUUAUGAAAGAGAUCAAUGAGUUUGAAACAAUACUGACCAAGUUGGAGCCAAUUGGUGCUGAAAAAGAACAUGAGAGGACAAGCAGUGCAGUCCCUAUUAUGGAAGAACCUACCCCUUUGAAUGAGACGUUAGUUCCAUGUGUGAGAGUGGAGGAACAUCGCACAUUUAUUGAGAACCUUCGGAAGAGACUGGAUGAGGAAAGCAAAGCAAGGAAGGAGCGGGAGAAGCGGCGACGACGAGUGUUAUUGGACCAGCUACAGGCACAUGAGGCCCAGGAGGAGGUGUAUCAUGAGGAGCAACUGGUGAAUCGGCUGAUGCGCCAGUCACUACAGGAAAGGCGGAUUGCUGUCCAGCUGAUGCAUGCUCGCCAUGAGAAACAAAUCAUCAUACAAAACCGUAUCUUCCGGGAGAAGCAGUACGAGGAGAAACGAUUGCAGGAGUUCCAGGAAGCAUUGGACAAGGAAGCGGUGUUGGCGAGACAGGAAAAACUGGAGCACAUGGAGCAGAUCCAGCAAGAGCGAGCAGUCCAUGAGCAGAUCAUGGCUGAGCGGUCUGAGCAGCGAUUCCGGAAACAUUAUAACCUGUGCCAGAAAGUGCUGGACCAUAUCAUCGACUUGGUGACCAAGAUCGCAGAAUACCGCGAGCUUACGCUGAACUUGAUUCCAAAGAAGAUGAUGAGAGAAUGGAAGGAGAUGUUCUUCCAUGAAAUUCCUUUCUACGAGCAGCCAAUCAGUAAGCCACAGUCUGGGAGGGGAAGUUCAGCAGAUUCUGUGCAGGAGGAACUCAUGGCCGUGUUAAACAGCCAGGAUUAUGAGGAUUAUAAGAUGAUGACUGGUGAAUGGCUGCCACCUGAAGGAGGAGAUAUUCAUGGUCCCCCAGCCAACAAUAACAUUCUGGGACAUGUGGUUGCAUGCAUCUUUGAGAUAGUUCAUCCAACCAAGCCACCAACGCCACCUCCCGUGUUUCCUCCAUUCCCCAUCAAGGCAUGCAUUCUAGGAAAGAUUCUUGCAGGCAAAAGCACCUGCCUGAAAUAUUUAGCAGAAGCUCUGCAGAUCCGUGUCCUUGUGCCAGACGUAUUGGUUCGUGAAGCUGUGCAAGCCUAUGAGGAGUGUGAAACCACAUAUCACACUCAGACACAGGAAAACAGCACAGAAAUUAGCAAAGAACACCAGGUUGGCCUAGACGAGGUGAGCACUGACCCAGGGCCAUUAGCAUGUGCAAGCUUCAAUGCAUUGGAAGGCCAGGAAACCACAAGUACUCGGGCAAGUUCCAGCAAGGACCACUUCAGUGAUGCCAUGAAGAAUGUAUCAAAGGGGCGACUGACUGAUCUAAUUGAAUGCGAUUUGCAAGACAGCAAAGAAGUUGAUAAAGCUGGGUCCUCACCACAGGUCAACGUCCAGGAGCCAACAGAAACAGAGGUGUCUGUCACCAGCAAGUUUGAACCUAAGCCAAGUGUCAGGGCUGAGUUGGGAGCGAGAGCUGCCAAAUUCCUGAGGAAAGGAAAAGGUGUUCCAGACGAGUUGCUGGUGGAGAUUAUUGUUGAGUGUGUGCGCUCUCUGCCGAUGGAUUGUGGUUGGAUUCUGGAUGGUUUCCCAGUGACUGUUCACCAAGCCAAACUGCUGGAGAAGUGGCUAACUGGGGUUGACCCUGACAAAGCGGAAAAAAAGACCAAGAAGUCCAACACCAGCCUUGCCUUUGACCCAAGAGCUCCCAAGGAUCCUCCCCCUCCACAGCCAGCUCUGGACAUCGCCAUCCUGCUGGAUGUUUCAGACAACACCAUACUGGCUCGACAUUCUGAGAGUACAAUCAGUUUGGUGUCUGGGAGUGAGAGCCAGGGAUCAGUCAGCCUGCAGCAGGAUAACCAAGGGAAUCAGACUGUUCCAGAAAGCAGUAGCCCUGAAGAAGAACAACUGGUGCCCCGGCUGGCUAGCUUCCUCGACCAUUGGCCCAAAUUGGAGAAAUGGUUUGAGGUGAAGCAGAAGAUUCUGGUGAGGGUGAAUGGGGAACUGGAACACACUGAGUUGUUGGAAAAACUGGAGCUCAUCCUGGUCGAAACCUUGUACAAGAAACAGUGUAAAGAAGUGGUGCCAGAAAAACCUGCCGACACCGAAAUGCUUCCUUCCACGGCUCAGACGGAGUCAACCCCAUCCCCCGUGACUCAGGACAAUAUUCCAAAGGAAGGAAAAUCCAUGAAGAGUGAUUCUGUGAGCGGACUGAGCUCGAUGAAGAUAAAGAGCAAGAUGAAUGUGUCCGCUCGUGACAAGAAACAGGAGAAAUCCAGUUCUGUUACUCAGUCAGCAGUUGCUAAAGGCAAAAAGAGAAAAGGGAAGGUGGAGCCUAACACACCAGAGCCAAUCAUUGCACCUGAACCACAGAGACCUCCACCUCCAAAACCAGGCUCAGACCAAUGGGUUUACGUGGAUGAACCUGUUCAUCAGGAGGUUGCUGAAUACCUGGCUGCCUAUUGGACCAGUAUUGAAAGCACAUAUAUCAACACCAUCCAGAGUAUGAUGCAGGAGGAGCGACGCGAGCAGCACCGCAUCAUCCACUACCUGCACAAGAUCAGGGUAGAUUUUCAGGAGUAUUUGGAGUCUCGCCCUGACCAUAAACAGGAGUUUGUCACGCAGUGGCAGAAUGAUUAUAAUUCCAUUGCUGAGGAUCUCCGACAUGAUGAGGAUGUGAAGGCAGAACUGCUCCUGAGGCUUUAUAAUCUGCGAGAAAGUCUCUGGGACAUUUCAGACAACAGGAAGGAAGAGGCCGAACGGGAGAGGAUGAAUAUUAUGGGCAAUGGCUGGCUGGAGGAUCACCUGGGUUUACUGCUAAACAUUUACACAACCCUCAUGCAGGUGGAAAUCGAUCGAUUCCAGGACACUUACCGGUUCCUACAAGAUUAUUACAAGGUGAUGGAAGGGAACAUCCCACCAGAAGACAUCAAAGAGUUUGCACGUAUCCCGUUGGUCAGCGUGUCUUAUGUCCAAACCCCAGCUUCAUUGCUAUCCCUGGAUCAGGAGGUGUUCAGUGCUCAAGAUUCCAGCCAACUGGACAGACAGCAAGAGCCAGAGAGCAGCAGCCCAGUGAGGGACAGCAAGCCAGAGCCAAGGGAGGAUUAUAUAACCGAAGACAUGGCUCAAGAUUCCAGCCAAGUGGAUAGGAAGGGAGAGGUGGAGAACAGCAGCCCGCUGAUAGAUGGCAAGGCAGAGCGGAGGGAGGAAGUCGAUGAAAAACAAGACGCAACAUUGUUUAAAGUACCGCUCGUUCCCUAUCGGAUUCCCUCCUCCAGUCUGGCAGCGAAGGAUAAAGGGAAAAACCUGGUAAAGGUACCAGGGAAAAUGAAGGAUGAGUCAAUUGUCCUCGAGAUCCCACCUCCCCUAACUGGAGUUGAUGAGUAUCUGAUCUUGGAAGCCUAUCAGACUGCAACAUCAACCCUCUCCAGCAUUAUUCAAACAGAAAUAAGAAUAAACGAGGAAGAGGAGAGGAAAGAACAGAAGUUGAAAGAAGAAAAGGAAAAAGAAUUGCAGAAGUCAGCUGGAAAAGACUCCAAAAAAAAGGGAGGGAAGUCAGCAGAUAAAAAGAAAGGCCAGCAGGCUGUAACCCCCUCAGUGCCACCCCCUGUGACUGAGAAUCCAGAGGUGGCUAGGAAGAAAGAACUGAGAGAGAAAAUAUUCACAGAGUACAUGGGAGCUUUGGAGCAUGAGGCGCAAGCUGUCAGGCUACAACUGAAACUGAUCAAAGUCAAGGCCAUAGCUGUUGUCCAGGAGCUGAAAUCAAAGGCACGAGAAAUCUUCACCAUCAUGGAGGAUCAGCUCGGGGCCAGAUUCCUGCAGGAAAUGGAAAGCAUCAACACUCUGCUUGAUAUCGGCCUGGGGUAUGUGAAUGCUGGCACUAAGAUCGAACACCAGCUCAUCCUCAAAAGCAAAGAGUUCUUCGUCAAUGGAGACGUGAAGAUGAUUCCUGACCCUCCACCACUCACUCGCUUACCUUCCAAAGAGAUUGCAAAGGAAGGCGAGCUAACCAUUGAGCAGCUCACUAACCUCCAUCGACAGUUUAUGCUUGUGGCACCCACAGGUUUAAUGCUGAAAAACACAUUCAUUGAGGUUUUACAGGACCUGGUGACGCUGGACCUAGGCACAGACCAAUUGCCAGAUCAAUGGAGUUCCAUUUCCUACUCACAGGUGUUGGAUAUAGCAAGGAUGCUAACUCCAGAAUCGGAUUUUUUGGACUGGCGUCGAUUCCUGCUCUCGGCUGCUCUGCCAUGGCCUUAUCCGUCCCUUGCUGAACUGCUCGAUACUAAGAGAAGGUUCCAGACAGUAGAUUUUGCAGAGACUGGCUUUGUUACAAAGGAGCAGUAUGAUCAGGUAGAGCUGUGGUUUGAGGGAGAGGCUGAGCUCAAGCUGCCAGAUGACCCAACAGUCCCUGUCCCCUUCCAAAGGCUGAAGCAACUCAAGCAGGUUUUCUUCACUCUGUUUGCUGAUGAGAGCUGGUCGCCACCGGAGCUGGAAUAUAACAACAUGCUGCUGUACUUUGCAACUCACCGAGACCCAGCCCAGGGAUUCCACCGAUCACUCAGCCUGGCUUCAGGAAUAAUCCUGACCUGGAAUCCAGACUCAGACUCCACCCUACUCAAGUCUGAACCAUGCAUUGACCGUCAGUCUAUAAGGGAGACUCCAAUUGUUCUCGACACCCCUGAUGAAGCUUCUCCUUCAGCUGAGAUGGUGCCAAUAUACGCACUGUUUCAGAUCCUAACACAUGGAGUUGCCAAGAGUGAGGACACUCAUCGCCACAGCAACAAAUAUGAAAUAGAGCAGCUUUACUGCAAGCAUUUAACUCAGGUGUACAACGAUUUGGGAUCAAAGAACUUUGAACCUGUUCCAUUUCAGAUUUUACUGAGGCAUCCAUUCAUCAUAGACCUGAUAAAGAAUCCAGUCAAAUUCACCCUGCCCGAUUUCAAGACCAUCCUGCAGAGGAAGCCAGUGGAAAGUGAAGCAGUUGCAAGCAGCUCCCCUGAACUUUCAGUGGAAACAUCUUCCAACACACCAACAGAGGAUCCAGGAGCAAGCCGCCGAAGAAUUACCAAAUCGUGAAAUUUGUUUGUAAUUGGCAAUUAUACCUGGGUCAGAAUGUGCAUGUCAUUCAGUAGCUGGAAUAA